This is a messenger RNA of Tetranychus urticae (two-spotted spider mite), 894 nucleotides long. Its product is annotated as apolipoprotein D. The record is from RefSeq and is a predicted model, not a curated record. Gene Ontology annotation, biological process: response to reactive oxygen species; lipid metabolic process. Lineage: Eukaryota; Metazoa; Arthropoda; Arachnida; Trombidiformes; Tetranychidae. Gene Ontology annotation, cellular component: cytoplasm.
GGAAAGAUUCAGUUGAUAGUCAGUAUUAAAGCGCAUUGUUCAUCGGUUGAUUGUUUCACUUGUUCACAAUUGACUUGCUUCAAAACUCCUCUUCCAGUUUUAAUUGAGUUAACUAACUGAUUUUAUAAUCUGUUUUAAGUUUUAGAUAGACAAAAUGGAUUCAAGAUUCAAUGUUUUCAUUGUUUGCCUUGCCAUUGGAGUUACUUUUGUUAAUGGACAACGACCAAGUCCAGGAGGAUGUCCAAAAAUCACCUCAAAUGCCAUGAACAACACAGCUAAAUUCGAUAUAAACAAGUACGCUGGAAUCUGGUACGAGCUUGAGAGGUCAUUCAAUGUUUUUGAGAUUGGAUUACGAUGUAUUACAGCUGAAUAUCUAGCUAAAUCUGACGGUACAGUUGGUGUAGUUAAUCGUGGAAUUUCCAAAUGGGGACAAAAAGUUACCAUCGAAGGCUCGGGUCGAGUUGCUGAUAGAUCAAAGCCAAGUUAUCUUAAAGUUGCCUUUAAAUAUUCUCCUGAGGCUCCAUACUGGAUUGCUGAUACCGAUUACACCAACUAUGCCAUAGUCGUCUCUUGUUCUGAUUUAUUUGGCCUUUUCCGAGUUGAUUCAAUUUGGAUUCUGAGUCGAACCCCAGAUUUACCUCAAUCAACGAUGGAUGCUCUCCACAGUUAUGUUGACCGAUUGGGUUUGAGUUCAUCAGCUCUUAGCCGUGUUGAUCAAAGCAACUGUCCCAAUUGAAACUAAGAAUUGACCAUUUCGCAAAUUUAUCUAUCAACUGUUACCAGAGUUUUGCCAUUUAAUCGGGAAAAAUUCGAAAGAAAUCGUCCAUUAUUCCUAUCUUUUCUCGUUCUUCCUUGUAUUUUCAAAUAAAUUGAGAUAUCAUUUAUCAUAUUUGA